Molecule: messenger RNA, 1164 nt
Organism: Anopheles marshallii
Lineage: Eukaryota; Metazoa; Arthropoda; Insecta; Diptera; Culicidae
Gene: Nup35
Product: nucleoporin Nup35
Exons: 1
Coding region: 1-1164 (387 amino acids)
Biological process (GO): regulation of DNA-templated transcription; NLS-bearing protein import into nucleus; nuclear pore organization
Cellular component (GO): nuclear pore nuclear basket; nuclear pore central transport channel; nuclear membrane
Molecular function (GO): structural constituent of nuclear pore; single-stranded DNA binding; phospholipid binding
Source: RefSeq, a predicted model, not a curated record
AUGGAACCGAUGACGCUGGGUAGCCCAAGCGGCAGUUCUCUUUCCGGUGUGACCGGUGCCGGAACUGGUUAUUUACCAUCCUUUCUCAUGGGAGAUCCACCUACCACGCCGCGUCCGACCACGCUAUCGCCGACUCGGGGUCGAACCUCACUUGCCUAUUCGCACGGAUUGAUGGGAUCACCGUCGGACGGGUUGCGGUCCCCGACGAUGCUACACCAGCAGCAGCAACAACAGCAGCACCCUCAUCAGCAGCAGCAGCAUCAUCAUCAUCAUCAACAGCUGUCUUCCUCCUUCAUGCAUCCGCAUACACCCCCAAGCCAUCACGUUACACACUCUCAGCGAUAUCUGCACAAUCCCCAACCGGCGCAGGGUGCCAACUUGACGAACCACUUCCGCAAUGAAUCUUUCGAUGCAAACUCCAGCAUCACUGGGCCACCGACGCAAGGGUUGUUUGAUUCAUGGCGGAAGGAGAAACAGUUGAUGCAAACACCGAUCCGUGCAAGCAAUGAACGAACCACCGGUGGCAAUCCGGCAGAUCAAACGGCCCCACAAAACCAACCCUUCAACGAAUCCUUGCUAAACCAGAGCGGAUUUAACCUGUCGCGCGUAAUGUCACCAAUACCGAUAGCGACGGACUACAAUCGAAACGCGAGCAUUAGCUCUUCGCCAACACCUUCGCCCUUUGGCGCACAAACACAGGUACAGCAGGCGGCCAAAUCGUGCAAUUGGGUGACGGUGUUUGGCUUUCCGCAAAAUGCUGCGUCCAAAAUUCUGUCCCACUUUAUCGGCAUCGGUACGAUCGUGGACAAGCAGGCACCGUCACCGCAGAACGGGAACUGGGUGCAUCUGCGCUACAGCUCGCGGUUAGAGUGUGACCGUGCGCUCAACUACAACGGACGCAUAAUAAGCCAGGGUUUGAUGAUCGGGGUACAGUACUGUAACGAUCCGGCCAUCGUCGGGAAGGAGAACGAAGGCAACGAGAACAACGAUACGACCCAGCCAACGAUUUCGUCACCGGAUAAACCGCUUUGGCGUGUCCGUUCGCUAAUGAAUAUGUCGUACACGGCGAUGCAGGACCCGCAGGCUGUCAUUUCGACACCACCAGUACAGAAGCGUGGCACCGGGAUCGUUAAUAAAGCGAUGGAUCUAUUCUUCGGAUGGUAA